This is a messenger RNA of Zophobas morio, 3956 nucleotides long. Its product is annotated as neuroligin-4, X-linked-like. Gene Ontology annotation, biological process: chemical synaptic transmission; postsynaptic membrane assembly; presynaptic membrane assembly. The transcript has 9 exons. The record is from RefSeq and is a predicted model, not a curated record. The coding region runs from base 155 to 3850 and encodes 1231 amino acids. Gene Ontology annotation, cellular component: postsynaptic membrane; synapse; cell surface. Lineage: Eukaryota; Metazoa; Arthropoda; Insecta; Coleoptera; Tenebrionidae. Gene Ontology annotation, molecular function: signaling receptor activity; neurexin family protein binding.
UCGACAUUUCAGUCUUCGCUCGCCUUCCUCGGAUAGAUAAAUCCGGUGAUGUGAUAAUGACGCGUCUGAUAAGGUCCGCGGGUGCGAAAGCGCUUGAGGUUGGUGCGUGAAUGUGCGUGAUAAGUGAUCGAUCGGGAGCGGCGAUGCACAAAAAAUGACGUACAUAACGGCCGCCCUUACCAUCGUCGUCACGUUAGCCUGGUGCAGGGGGGACUACGCCACCACCUACGUCAAGGAGAACACCUCCGUCGUGACCUUGAAGCAGGGGCGCGUGAAGGGGGUGGUCGUGGCGUUCCGUACCAACCACAAACUGCCGCCGGUGGAGCAGUACAAAGGGAUCCCCUACGCCGAGCCGCCUGUGGGAGAGUUCAGAUUUAUGCCUCCGGGCAGCGCUCCGGGCUGGGGGAGCAGCAUCAAGUACGCCAACACGUUCGGACCCGUCUGCCCCCAAAGGUUUCCAGACACCCGCAAGAUGACACCCGAGCGAAGGGCGGAAUUCUUCAGACACCAGCAAUACUUGAGACACCAGAGCGAGGACUGUCUCUACUUGAAUAUUUACGCGCCGUACAGGGGUAAGUCGAGGAGUCCCCGGAGCUACCCGGUGAUGGUUUUUAUUCAUGGGGAAUCGUUCGAGUGGAACUCCGGGAAUCCGUACGACGGCAGCGUGUUGGCCGCCUACGGCAAAGUCAUCGUCGUUACGCUGAACUACAGACUGGGCGUUCUUGGCUUCCUGAAAGCGAGCACUGACGAAUUCACUUCGGGAAACUUCGGACUGGUCGACCAGAUAGCUGCUCUGGUUUGGGUCAGGGAUAAUAUAGAGGCUUUUGGCGGCGAUCCCAACACUGUUACGUUGUUUGGACAUGGAACGGGCGCGGUCUGUGCCAGCUUACUCAUGCUCAGUUCGAUGGUUUUGCAGGACAACAAAACCCACUUUCAGCGCGUGAUCCUCAUGAGCGGCUCCGCCCUCUCCGACUGGGCCCUCGUCAGCAACCCCCUGCACGUGAGCUACCAAGUGGCCCAAACUCUGAACUGCCAGAUGCACGACAAUUUCGGCGCUUGCCUCCGCAAGAAGCGUCUCGACGAUAUACUCAGCGCCGCGACGCUGCCCUCCUACCGCACCCGUUUCGGCCCCGCCAUCGACCACCAGGUCAUCCCCAACGACCCCAAGAAGCUCAUGACGACCUAUAACGAUAUGUUCCGGAGGUUCGAGAUGAUGUUCGGCGUGACCGAACUGGAAAGCCUCCACCUGCUCCCAGCCGAUGCACUCAAGUUUGGCAUGCUCGAGCGGGAUCGCGAUGACGAACUGAGGCGCUAUCUCAGGUCGCGGUGCGAGAUGAAGCCCGAGCUGUGCGUGACGCGGACGCUGGCCGAGUACACGAAUUCGGAGUUCACGAUGGACGAAGGGUACGAGAGGUACUCGGGCAAGGAGCCGGACAGGGCGUCGCUGGCGAGGGACGCGCUGCUGGACAUCCUGUCGGACGCCCGGACCGUGGCGCCGAUGGUGCAGAUGGGAAAGUACCACUCGGAGCUGAACAAGGGGUCGUACUUUUACGUGUUCACGCACAAGACGCUGUCGAGGGAGUACGUCAGAAACAAGACUUACACCGGGGAAGAGUUGCCAUACGUAUUCGGAGUUCCAUUAGUCGGUUCUACGUAUCACCAGUACACGGAAAGAGAGCGGCUCUUCGCUGAAGUCGUCAUGACGUACUUCGCCAAUUUUGCCCACACGGGUGACCCAAAAAUGCCACGCAAGAGCGAAUAUUACACGUUGAACAGCAGCGAAUGGAUUAAAUUCGACGUUGAUUGGCGCCCGUUCGAUUCGAACGAGCAGUGGUAUUUACAAUUAGGGAUUCCGCCCCGCCGCUUGAAUUAUUACAGACACGAGCAAAUGAAAUUCUGGAACGAAAUUAUUCCGAACAUCACUUCGAACAGCAGUACUUACGAUUCUAAGCCGAUGCAGACGCCGUCUUUCACGCCCCCGAAGAGUCAGCCGCCGUGGAUCCUCACCCACCCGGUGGGGAAGUCGACGUAUAUAGAUCGCUUCGAGAAUUUCCACAAGCCGUACGUUCCACAUCAAGGAGUCAUUCGGAUCACCGGCACCUCGGCUCCCGACAACAUGAUGGGAAACGUGGUUUAUGGUACGGUCGUGAACUCGCCCGGAAACGUGCCUUCCAAAGAACCAGAAAGCAAGGGGCUUUCGUCGACCGUGACCGUCGCGGUAUGCUCAGUCAUCCUCCUUUUCAACCUCUGUCUGCUCGUGGUUUUGUAUCUGACGUGUCAAAGGAAACGGAAGAUGAGGAACGCCGUUCAGAAGAACGACGAAGCACCGUCGGGCGUGGACGAACCGAACGAAGAUAAACUACUCAACGGUUGCAACAUAAUGAAAAUCGUGAGUAAGUCGGAAAGGAGUGACGAUACCUACGAAGCGGUCAAGUCCAGCAGGAGCGGAAGGUUCAAAAUACCGAGACAAAUGUCCAACAGCACGAUAGACGCUCAUACCAAAGUGAGGGACUGGAUAACCAACGAGAUCGUGUACAAGUAUAGUCCCAGAUUCUUGAGACGACCCCGACAUAGCAACGAUAGCAAAUCCCAAGAAACGAAAGCCCACACGAGUCCGACCAACGAUAAUAAUUCGACGUUGGGGCGAAGCCCCACGAGACCGGUCAGCCCGAACGAACCCCAGAAGAAUCCUCGUCCUCCUUUAUUAAAGUCGUCUAGUAUCCCCGUUCAGAAGAACAAACACCCGGAGAAAGUUUCGAUUGCCAUCGAUGCGACUCCUUCAGGACGUGGUCCUAGCGUGCUCGCUCAACAACCAAUCGAACUCACUAAAUCUUUGGAUCGCCCCAAUUUUGACGCACCGUUACGUCGCUCGUUCACUAUGGAGGACUUUUCCUUGAUUCAAGCCACCACUAAUAAGCAAGAGUUGCGCAAAAGCACGACUAGUAUCAAUUUGAAGUUUCCUCCACACGAAGCCCAGAUCAUUCGCAUCGACCAUUCUCAUUCGAAGUCUGACCCAGUUCAAGAUUUCAACAACACUAAAAGACUAAAGACGUUUGAUCCUAAUUCUGACGUUAGUGUGACGUGCCGUGACGAAGAAGCCGAUAAAAUCCCGUUGACUCCGGAGGAAUCCUUGAUGACCAUCAAGAGAAGGAAUUUUCCGAAGGUGCUUCCGGAUUACCCGUCGAGAGAAGCUUUGGCAAAGAAACGUCGUUCCAUGCCGGUUGCCAAUCACAUGUUCUCGCCUAUUCCAGAGAUGCCGGGGCGAUUCCAGCCCAGUUCUCCCACUCAUAAGACUUUUGGCAAACUGCCACCUGCACCUCCGUUGAGGACUACGUCAACGUUAACGAGAAAACCCACCGGGCAACCUCCGGUUUGCCAGUCGGCGCCGAUGUUAGUCCAAGAACCUCCACCUUCCCCAGAACCGGAACUUACUUGCAACAACUUGUACGUCGGGCCGUUGAUUCCCAGACUCAACAAAACUGAGUUGAGUUCGUCGGAGAGUUCCAAAUUGAAUACGCAACCGAUUUAUGACAAGUUGAGACCGAAGGGUGGUGGUGAGAAAGGAGGGGGUAAAGGUGUGGCUAGAACCAUUAUAACCACGGAUCCGUAUCAACCCAUUAAGAAAGUAGAACCUAAGGUUAUUAUCAAGCCUACCAUGGCGAGGAAUUUGAGUGACCCCAAAAAGCACAUACCUAGGGUGAACCUUAAUGAGAGUUUCUCCGAAGAGGAGACAAAGAGGUUGUUGAAACCAACUCAGAUACCUACACUGAUGAAAGGUAAGGAAGGUUCUAGUUCGUCGUCGACGCCGUCGGACGAGUCCGACACAGGAACCGUCGUGAAAAGGAUGUGACUUAAGUAAGUUGUAGCCCACUCACAUAUGUUAAGCAGUAUUUUGUAAUAUAGCAUUUAAUGUGUUCGCCAUUUUUGUAUGUGCAUAAUUAAAAAAAAAACUGUAA